Molecule: messenger RNA, 444 nt
Organism: Phycomyces blakesleeanus NRRL 1555(-)
Lineage: Eukaryota; Fungi; Mucoromycota; Mucoromycetes; Mucorales; Phycomycetaceae
Product: carbohydrate-binding module family 13 protein
Exons: 8
Coding region: 1-444 (147 amino acids)
Source: RefSeq, a predicted model, not a curated record
AUGAAGUACGGGUUCCCCACAGAAGGCUAUUUCUAUAUCAAAUCCCUCAACAGCGACAAUGUCCUUGACGUGUUUAUGGGCGAGUUGACUUCCGAUUCUGCAGUGAUUGUCUGGCCUCAGAAAGGAGGAGACGAUAACCAAAACCAGCUAUGGAGAUUCGAUGAUGGUUUCUUGACCAACAAAAAGUCAAAUUUGGUUGUUGACAUUAGAGGAGGUGACUUGAAGGCAGACACGAUGGUUGUUCAAUACGAGCGUAAAUACACCAUGGCACACAACCAAAGAUGGGCUUACAGAGAUGGGUUCAUUUAUGUGAUUGCUGACCCACGUCUUGUACUUGAAAUUAAGGGAGGAAGUGGCAAGGACGGUAAUAGAGCCACCUUGGGUCUUCGCCAACCAGAAGAUAAUGAUAACCAGCAAUGGGUUAUUGAACCUUAUCAGGAAUAA